GUGAGCUUUGUUUAAGGAGGAGCGUACARACCCUCAGGUCUUACAAGUUUAGUACGGCUUUCUGUUAUUUUUAGUGGUUAUGGUUGAUAAUAGUUAUCACGCCAAGUUUAAAAGCAGAAGCAACGCUUAAAUAUACGCUUUAACACAGCUAACUACUUGAUGUUUCUCUAACUUGCAUUUGGAUGAUGCAAAUUGCAGCUGUCAGUGUCCAGCUCAGCUGUCAAACUGUUAUCUGGUGAUAUGCGGUCCUUGAGCUAUGUUCAGCGUGUUAGUUUGGAUUUCACCGUAACUCUUUUCCCUCAUGCAAUUUGUCUUGGGGAUGCGGAUAAUGACUCGCUGAAUGAACUUAUUGUGGGUGACACCAGUGGAAAGCUGCAUGUGUACAAGAAGGAUGACUCCAAGCCUUGGAUCACUAGAACAUGUGUGGGCAUGCUCACCUGUGUUGGUGUUGGAGACAUAUGCAACAAAGGAAGGAACUUUGUAGUUGCUGUGGGUGCAGAGGGAUGGUUUCACCUGUUUGACCUGUCUGCAGUGGCAGGAGCCAAGUCAGAUUUAUCCAGCCAGCAAGAGGCGCUGUUCUCUGACGACCAGAAACCCUGCUUCUCUCAGCACAUUCCUGCCAACACCAAAGUCAUCCUUAUUAGUGACAUAGAUGGGGAUGGGCGCAGUGAGCUUGUAGUGGGAUACACAGACCGUGUGGUGAGAGCGUUCCGGGAGGAGCCCACCGAUUCUUCAGACCUGAGCUCUGGACAGCUGGUCCUGCUGAAGAAGUGGCUUCUGGUAGGACAGGUGGACAGCCUGUCAGUAAACCCAGACCUAGAGGGUCUUCCUGAACUGAUGGUGUCCCAGCCUGGUUGUGGCUUUGCCAUCCUGCUGUGCACAUGGACACAACAGGGCUCCUCUGAGGUGGGGCCUGGGGAGGAGGCCCCACCCACUCCUGGCAGCGAGGGUCCCUCCAGAGACGUCUUUCUGCAUCUGACCACUGGUCGGAUCCACAACAAGAACGUCUCCACUCAUCUCAUCGGGAGCAUAAGCAGAGGCUCCAAAGGCGACUCCUCUAAAUGCGGCCUGUUUGCCCUCUGUACUCUAGAAAGCACACUGAAACUGAUGGACAGUUCAGAGCAGUUGAAGUGGUCAGUUUCUUUAGUGACUGCCUGUGACCGUGCGGGCGACGGCAGAGAGGAGGUGGUGGCGUGUGCCUGGGAUGGUCAGACCUACAUCAUCGACCACAACCGCAUGGUGGUGCGGUUCCAGUUUGACUAGAACGUCAAUGCUUUCUGUGCAGGUCAGUACACCUGUACGGAUGGCAAGAACAGCCCCUGUCUGGUGUACGUCAGCUUCAACCACAAGAUCUAUGUGUACUGGAGGGUGGAGCUGGAGCGCAUGGAGCCCACCCAUCUCCUUAGGGUCCUGGAGGAGAGGCCAUAGUUCAAGGCCCGGCUGGAGCAACUGGGAGUGGACGCCGAGGACAGGGAGGCCGUGAGAGAGCUGGUGGGAGACACACUCUACGGACACACGCUGAAGAAGCAGGCCGGAUGACCUUAACACGACCCUCACCUCUCCACUCCUCCAACCCCCCACCUUUCUCUUUCUCCUAAUUUAUGUAAAUACUCUGAAUAAAGGCUGAAGCACACACUGA
Messenger RNA from Salvelinus sp. IW2-2015, 1639 nucleotides. The record is from RefSeq and is a predicted model, not a curated record. Lineage: Eukaryota; Metazoa; Chordata; Actinopteri; Salmoniformes; Salmonidae.